Molecule: messenger RNA, 987 nt
Organism: Stegodyphus dumicola
Lineage: Eukaryota; Metazoa; Arthropoda; Arachnida; Araneae; Eresidae
Source: RefSeq, a predicted model, not a curated record
AUGCUGCAUGUCCAAUUCCAACAGCAGGCGGACUUAGGUAUCUUUCAAGAGGUUUAUAUUACUAAAGAAGGUCUUCCAGUUGGCUCAACUUCACACAACAAAAUUUUUCUUUCCCAUAACAAGCUAGCUAUGAUCGUCUAUAACGGUGCAAUGAAUCCCAUGGUCUGGAGAACGACAAACCACACAAUUGCCAUCAUUCUGGACUCAAUAGAGGGAAGCCUCAUGGUCAUUUCAUGCUACUUUCCCCCUAGUCUCAGUAUCAACGACCUCCUAACUGAACUUGACUUCUUACACCAUACUCCUCUAACCCACAUCCUGAUCUGCGGGGAUUUUAACGCUGCUAACCGCCUUUGGGGCUCACCAACAGACAGUCCUCGCUCCUUUCCUGUCAUAGAUUUCAUAAGUUCUCAUGGAUUGGUCAUCCUCAAUAAAAGCGACUCCCCUCCCACCUUUGACACAAUACGUGCCAGAGGCUGGCCUGAUCUCUCUUUGGCAACACCACAGCUAUCCUCACAUAUUGCAGCCUGGACAGUAGCAGACUUCCCUUCUCUUAGUGACCAUCAAGCUAUCAUGUUUAACUUGCAAUCCCCACGCAGCAUUGUAAUUAAACAAAGAUUUAAGACGGCAUAUGGUGGGACACAAAAACUGGAACAACACCUUUCUCCCUUCAUCCCCUCUAUUAAAACAGCACUUCAGAAUAGCACGACCAGAGCAGCUCUAGACAAAGCCUAUGACCAAUUAAUUGACCAAUGCACUGAUGCCUGCCGCAAGACUUUCAAGACAAAAAAAAUUAAAAUUCGGACAUCAGCCUCAUGGUGGACACCCCAAUUGUCACAGGAACGGAGCAAACUCAGAAAACUGAGACGGCAAGCUCAAUCCACACAGGAGCCAAUGGUUCGCAGGACACUCUUCGCCCGUUACAAAAUACAACAAGCGCAAUAUAAGCGACAGAUCUCUAUAGCCAAGCAAGACUCCUGGCACCGUUGA